AUGGCCAAGGAAGGCGUGGAGAAGGCGGAGGAGACGGAGCAGAUGAUCGAGAAGGAGGCAAGCAAGGAGCCGACGGAGGGCGGCGGCGGCGACGGCUCGCACCGCCUCGGGGACGCCCAGGAGAUGCGCGCCGUGGUGCUGGCGGGCUUCGGGGGGCUCAGCAAGCUGCGGCUCACCAGGAAGGCCAUGCCCGAGCCGCAGGACGGCGAGCUCAAGAUCCGCGUCAAAGCCUGUGGUUUAAACUUCAUUGACUUGAUGGUACGACAAGGGAAUAUUGACAACCCUCCCAAGACUCCCCUGGUGCCAGGAUUUGAAUGUUCUGGGAUCGUUGAAGCUCUGGGGGACAGCGUGAAAGGAUACGAGAUUGGGGAUCGUAUCAUGGCAUUUGUCAAUUACAAUGCCUGGGCAGAGGUGGUCUGCACACCAGUGGAGUUUGUCUACAAGAUUCCAGAUGACAUGAGCUUCUCCGAGGCUGCUGCAUUCCCCAUGAACUUCGUCACAGCCUACAUGAUGCUCUUUGAAGUUGCCAACCUCCGGGAAGGGAUGUCUGUGCUUGUGCACUCGGCUGGAGGUGGUGUGGGCCAAGCUGUGGCUCAGUUGUGUUCCACCAUCCCCAAUGUGACUGUCUUUGGAACAGCUUCUACUUUCAAGCAUGAAGCAAUCAAAGAUUCUGUGACCCACCUCUUUGACAGAAAUGCAGACUACGUGCAAGAAGUAAAAAGAAUCUCUGCUGAAGGUGUGGACAUUGUCCUGGAUUGCCUCUGUGGGGACAACACUGGAAAAGGUCUCAGUCUUCUCAAACCCCUGGGAACCUACAUUUUAUACGGCUCAUCCAACAUGGUAACUGGAGAGACCAAGAGCUUCUUUAGCUUUGCAAAAUCAUGGUGGCAAGUGGAGAAAGUGAACCCCAUCAAGCUGUACGAAGAGAACAAAGUCAUCGCAGGAUUUUCCCUUUUAAAUCUGCUCUUCAAACAGGGCCGAGCAGGCCUCAUUCGAGGAGUGGUGGACAAACUCCUGGGGCUCUACAACCAGAAGAAGAUCAAGCCCAUGGUGGACUCCUUGUGGGCUCUGGAGGAGGUGAAGGAGGCCAUGCAGAGGAUCCACGACCGAGGGAACAUCGGCAAGUUAAUUCUGGAUGUUGAAAAGACCCCGACUCCACUGAUGGCCAAUGACAGCACGGAGACCAGCGAGGCAGGGGAAGAGGAGGAAGACCAUGAGGGUGACAGUGAGAACAAGGAGCGUAUGCCAUUUAUCCAGUAA
This is a messenger RNA of Cynocephalus volans (Philippine flying lemur), 1260 nucleotides long. RefSeq names its product vesicle amine transport 1 like (gene VAT1L). Bases 1 to 1260 code for a protein of 419 amino acids. The transcript is spliced from 9 exons. NCBI's taxonomy places the organism in Eukaryota, Metazoa, Chordata, Mammalia, Dermoptera, Cynocephalidae. The record is from RefSeq and is a predicted model, not a curated record. Gene Ontology annotation, molecular function: oxidoreductase activity; zinc ion binding.